Anoplopoma fimbria (sablefish) is the source of this 2103-nucleotide messenger RNA. Its product is annotated as sterile alpha motif domain-containing protein 9-like. Gene Ontology annotation, cellular component: cytoplasm. The record is from RefSeq and is a predicted model, not a curated record. Bases 10 to 2073 code for a protein of 687 amino acids. Gene Ontology annotation, molecular function: protein binding. The transcript has a single exon. Lineage: Eukaryota; Metazoa; Chordata; Actinopteri; Perciformes; Anoplopomatidae.
CUAACCAUCAUGGAGUCAGAUGGGGACAAUAUUAUGUUAGUGCAGAAUUUACUUUCAGAGUAUGUGAAACAAAAUCCAACGUCCACCAACACGCAACUGUUCUCUUUUUUGGCGCUGCUGAACGCGUACGUUCCUGAUUCCUACCUCCUGAUGUCUGAGUGUCAACAGAUCCUUGGACCACCCGAUCCCAUCCACGGAGGCCCCCCCUUUGAAGAAAGAAUGGAGCCUUUUACAUUGUUUGUGGGCAUAUCCAGUACAAACCCUGAACACAUUUGUAUCAUUGACCCAAUUUCUGCACAGUGUGCUGUGAAGCGACUAGCUGCCUUAGGGAUUUCCAGGAGUGCCACAGUGAAGAACUUCAUGUUCUCACUUUGUGGAGAUCAGCCCCAACCACAUAUACUCCAGUUCAUCAAAGAUUUGCUGACAAAGAGAGAAUUUGGAGAAAAGGGUAAAGAGAAGUUCUCAAGGUUGAUUGAAGAUAUAGGUGAGGAAGAGAAUUUCUACAACGCUGUGUCCAUCUUGACAGCUGCAUCAAAUAAAUUUAAACAAAACCACAUAUACCCCCAAACCCUUUCCCGUCUCAUUUACAUCAGAAGAGGCAUCAUUGACUAUACAAAAGCUGAAGAAUGGGCAAAGAAAGCAAUUGCAAGAGCUCCAAACAACUCUUAUGUGGCUGACACUCUCGGGCAGGUUUACAAGAAUCGUUUGAUAAGGGAAGCCAGACAACUGGAGGAUAUCUUACACAUGGCAGAAGAAGCUUUCAAAGCCUUCAAAGAUGUGGAGAUGAAAGCUGACGGAGAAGAGGGCCUGGAAAUGAGGGACAUGGCUGGUACUAUAAGCAUUUCAGAUUCCUUUAACAACAGAGGCCUUUUUGGCUUCAUUCAAGUGGCAAAGAUAUCCUUUGAUAAACUCAAAGCAGUAAGAUCUAAUCCUUCACAGGAACACGGGAGGUUCAUCCAAAACUUAGUAAUGGAAGUUGAAGCUAAGUUUGACUUUUUCGAACGGUACCUUACCUACUCCAAGCUUGACAUGACAUCCACAGAGCCACAUUACUUCUGGAAGAACGUUGUACUUUGUUACGAAAUGUACACAGCAAAAACAGCGGCUGAAUCCAUAAGCUUCCCAGGCCUUCUAGAUCGUCUGAAUCAUGGCCUUUUCACAUCAAAGGGAAGAUUUGCAGGUUUUGAGGAGGCAGAGCAAAGUGUGUCGGAUUUAGAGGCCAUCCAAGAUGAUUUGAAAACAAACUACGAGGCCAAUCGUGACAAUGUCCAAGCAGCCGAGAGCUACAUCCUCUCCAACAUCAUCUUGAGCAACAAGAUGCAUAACUCUCCUGAGCUCACCUCAGAGAAUGAACUCAAAGCAAUAAUACACCGAUUCUUGGACACAGAUGUGGGGUGUAGAAGCCCAGAGUUUUACCUUGUGGCUCUGCUGUUGUUUUGGCCUCAAGUGGUGCAAGAUGAGGUGCAAGAUGAGGACGAUGAAGAAGUGGAACAACAGGCCACAGAGGAUGAGGGGUCAGAAGACGAAACCUUGGAGGUUGAGGACAGCGAUGAGGAACAAGAAACAAGCGGAGAGCCUGAACAACUAUCCCUUGACCUCAUGUUUGAGCCUGACCUGCAACAGUUUGUCACAUUCAUGGAGAAAGCGUUUGAGAGAUCUGAUGCCAAGUACCUUCGAGGCCGUUACCUUUUGCCUCUGUUUUUUCUGGGGAAGAGGUCUGUACUGAGCAGAUGGAUCCACAAAUCAAGGCUGGAUGCAAUCGUGGAAAAAGAGGUGGAUGCUGAGCUAGCUCGUGAACAGGAUGAAAGAACUGGGGAGAAAUUGAGCCGGAUCAACGAAAAAUGGAUCAAUGGGGAUGUGUGGCGAAUCCCAGAAAUUGAAGACCUGCUUCUACCAGUCUGGGUUGAGCUAGACUGGGAACAUGAAGAGGAUGAAGUGAUUGUUUGUGCUGGAGGGAAGAAAAUAAAGGUUACAACAGAGGUUGUAUCUUAUUCAGCGCUGAGUCAAAUGCGUUUCUAUCUUGGCUUCACCAUUAAGGGUCCUUUCGUCUCCACAGUGGAACGUCCUCACUGAGGACUCUCACAUGCCUGGACAGUGAUUGAC